AAACCUCUGCUUCCCUCGGUGAUGUCCGUUAGCUGUGUCCUUUAAUUCAUCAUAAAGACGAUGUAAAUGAGUCCUGACAUCAGCAGCAGCUCUACACCUCCUGAAGAAGAGACGGACGAGCGUCUCCUCCAUGUUAUCAGAAGUCCCGCCCCUUCUUGACUCUAAUUGGUUCGUGAGGGAGAAGUGACAGUGACGAGCACAGUGCUGUUCUAACAGUUAAACUAUUUUAACUAUUUUAACUCAGCUGCCACUGAGGGCGCUAAACUCUGAACUACUAGGUUUGUAUUUUAAACAGGCGCUGCCGGGGCACAUAUAUAACGCAGUCUGUGGACACGGGCUCUAAAGUCAGAUGGAGAAGCAGGUUGAGAGUGAUCGUCUGCACUGUGUCCCCGUUUGGUUUCUUUCAAUGUUUUCUAUGUUCAGUGGUGACUUUUCUUUUGACCUAUGUUUUGAUUUCAGUUUUACUAACAACGGUUUGAAACUCCACCGAAGCUACAAACUUGAAAUCUGAGUAACGGCUCCUUUUCGGGGUCAAUUCUUAACGAGGCUUCUGGAAAGAGUCGAUGAGAAAGACAGUGUAUACUCAUCAAAACACACACAUGGUACAACUUUCUCUACAUUAACGGUUAAAUCAUUUCCCAACAUGUAUCCGGGUCCAGAGGAGCAGCCAGGGGUUCUGCUGAUCCUCAUUUAUAAACUCUCAUAAAGUGUUUCGAUGCUGCAUGUUCAAACUAAACGUGGGCAAAGUUUCAGAUCAUGAGGUAAACGUGUGUUGGAGUAAUCCCAGGAUGAGUCUGCAGGGGGCGCUAAACGCCUUGUUCUGUAAAUCACGGCAUAGCUCCCCGAUAUGAAACCAAGAAUUUCAGCAGACGGCUUCAAGCCUCUGAAACCUCUUACAGAGACUCUCUUCUCCCAGCUCUGGAGAGCAGUCCUCCCCUGGCAGCCCUGCAGUGUUCUGACCCCACAGGAAGGACACAUGAUUUAAUGUAAUGUAAAUAAUUUAAGCAGAUAUGAUAAGCGUGCGUGCGUGCGUGCGUGCGUGCGUGCGUGCGUGCGUGCGUGCGUGCGUGCGUGCGUGCGUGUGAGUGAAUGAAUGAAUGCAGGGUAAUCUCAUGAAAUAAAUCAUACCUCACUUAUGAGGUCAGGACCUGUCAGCCAUGUUGCCCCCGCAGCCAGACUAACCCGGACCCUGAUCUUCUCUCUGAUUGGCUGGUUGAUGUCUCUUGUUCCUGCACCGUACAGGAAGUCUCUGUCGUGGAAUACGCUGCGUGCCAGGAAGCGCGCUGAAGCCAGGGACUUCUCCUCACUGGGAGUCCGAGGUCAGGAGAACGGCCUGCUCCGUAAGCCCAAAGAAACCACGCCCCCUCCUACCCUCUCCUCCCCUGCCACACGUGUGAAGGGCAAAGAGGAUCACACGUCAGACGAGUCGGACUGUGACGACGACCUUGACCCAAAAUCGGGCAUGGAGCUUCUCAACCCAAACUUCAUCCAGGAAGUGGCGCCAGAGUUCCUCGUCCCUCUGUCGGAUGUGGUCUGUGCGUUCGGAGAGACGGUGGUUCUCUGCUGUAAAGUCUGUGGACGACCCAAACCCUCUGUCACCCUGAAGGGUCCCGACCAGAACCCGGUGACCAGCAACAGCCGCUUCACCAUCGACAUCAGGGACACGGGCGACAUCCUGUUGAAGAUCUGUAACCUCAUGCCUCAGGAUACAGGCAUCUACACUUGUGUCGCCGUGAACGACCACGGCUCCGCCUCCUCCUCCGCCUCCAUCAAAGUGCAAGGUAUCCCAGCAGCCCCUGGGAGGCCGGUGGCUCAGGAGGCGAGCAGCACGGCGGUGAUGAUCCACUGGACGCCACCGGCUUCCUCGGCUCACUGUACAGUCAGCAGCUACACCGUGGAGUACAGACAGGAAGACUCGUUGAUCUGGCAGCAGGUGGCGAGCAGCAGAGAGGAGUGUGUGCAGAUCGACACUCUGAUCCCCGGAGGUCACUACCAGUUCAGAGUCAGAGCGUCCAACCGCUGGGGGGUCGGCCCGCCAUCCGAGGCCUCCAACAUGGUCACGCUGUCCAGCACCAACUCGGGUUACGAUGGAACGGGGAUCCAGUGGAAAGAAAACUUUGAGUCUGCGUUCACUGAGAUCUGUGAGAUCGGGAGGGGGCGCUUCUCUGUGGUGAGAAAAUGUCAACAAAAGUCAACAAAGAAAGAGGUUGCCGUGAAGUUUGUGAGUAAGAAGAUGCAGAAGAAGGAGCAGGUGGCUCAUGAGGCAGACGUCCUCCUACACGUUCAGAAUCACCAGCUGGUGGCGCUGUUGGACACAUACGAGUCCCCCACCUCUCUGAUGCUGAUCCUGGAGCUGCUGGAAGACGGGCGUUUGCUCGAUUACCUCGUCGCCCACGAUGAGCUGAUGGAGGAGAAGGUGGCGUUCUUCAUCAAAGAGACACUGGAGGCGCUGCAGCACCUUCACACCUGCAGAGUGGCACACCUGGAUCUGAAGCCGGAGAACAUCAUGGUCGACCUCCGCACUCCGACCCCGAGCAUCAAGCUCAUCGACCUCGGUGACGCCGUCCAGCUGUCCGCUCACCGCCGUUACGUCCACCUCCUGCUCGGGAACCCGGAGUUCGCCGCCCCCGAGCUCAUCCGCGGGACGCCAGUCUCCGUGGCAACGGAUGUGUGGAGCGUCGGCGUGCUGGCCUACGUGACGCUCAGCGGCGUCUCCCCGUUCCUGGACGAAUCCCCGGAGGAAACCUGCGUCAACAUCUGCCGCCUGGACUUCUGUUUCCCCGACGAGUACUUCAGCAACGUGAGUCAGGCGGCGAGGGACUUCGUGUCGUCGUCGCUGCAGCAGGAUCCCAGGAAGAGGCCGAGCGCCACGUCCUGUCUGCAGCACCCGUGGGUGGGUCGGGGCGGCGCCCACGGAGGGGAGUACUCCAAGACGCCGCUGGAUACGACACGUUUGGCCACGUUUAUCGACAGGAGGAAACAGCUGCAUGACGUCCGGCCCAUCACGAACAUCAAAGGGCUGGUGAGCAGCAGCAUGGGGAACACGCUGUGACCACGAGCAGGGGACGCCACGGGCAACAAUAACAAACAUGUUUCAAGCAUUUAUUUAUUAUUUAUUUCUGUGUGAGUGAGACUGAAUCCUUCCUGUGAUGCAGAACGUGAUCUCCUCGCUGCUCUAGGAGGCCACACCCCCCUUAGAGACGAGAUUCAUAUCUGUUAAUUUAAUUUCUAACACGUCGUCUGAUCAGAGUCCACCGGGCGCCAUGUCACGUGACGCCCGUCAGCUGCCCUCGACGAGAACCCAAAGAAAGACAAAAAGCAUUUAGAACAAACUCACUGUGAGCAAACGCGACAUAUUUAUUUAUAUUUGUAAUUCUUAUUUUUCCAGCGUCAGGCGACAUGAAGGAGGCGGGGCUUGUUAUGCUAAUCCUCUCUUAUCUUUGAAGUCGGAUCUAAAGAAGGUUAAAGUCUCCUUGUUCUGCUGAUCCCCGUCUUAAACUCUCACAUAGUGUUUCAAUGCUGCAUGUUCAAACUAAACAUGGUCAAAGUUUCAGAUCAUGAGGUAAACGUGUGUUGGAGUAAUCCCAGGAUGAGUCUGCAGGGGGCGCUAAACGCCUCGUUCUGUAAAUCACGCUAUAGCUCCCCGAUAUGAAACUAAGAAUUUCAGCAGACGGCUUCAAGCCUCUGAAACCUCUUACAGAGACUCUCUUCUCCCAGCUCUGGAGAGCAGCCCUCCCCUGGCAGCCCUGCAGCGUUCUGCCCCUCCAGAAGGCUUCCAGAGAGCUGACCAAUCAGAAGAGAGUGGGCACGUGGGGAGGCAGGGCUUAAAGUCUGUUUUUCAGCCUAUUUAUCCUCUCCAGCGUGCUCUUCAUAUCACAGGACACAGUAAUGUGCUCAUUAAAGAAACAAAGCUGCUAAAUCAACUUAAAUAUAAAGUUAACGUCCGCCAUCGCAGCUUUCAGCUCGUUAACGCUCUUUAAUUUGUCAGAUUGGUUUAAUGUGAAACUCUGAUUAACGACUGAAGAGAACAAAAACAAGAUCAAAUGCAUAAAAGAGAAAUAUUCUCCGAUCUUAAGUUGUUGCAUGUGACCGAAAACAAAAGAGAGCGAGUUAGAAAAGUGAGCGUUGAGGAGCGGUGUGAUCGAGGUGUGAUGAGGUUUCUCUCAUUCAUUCAGAUGUUCUGCUCACUGCAGUGAAACGUUCUUUUCAUUACUUCCUGCACGUCCAGAACUCCUGCUGUGCAACUGAUUUCUGAUCAGAGCACUUAAAGACCCCACAGAGGAUCUCAGACCACAGACACCUGAACCAUGCCGUGUGUGAAGUCUUUAUUUUAUUAAUUGAAUGCUUAUUUAUUCCAGGACAAAGUGUGUGUGAGUGUGUGAAAUAGCUGUGUGUGUUUUUAUUUAAGGAGGGGGGGCAGGACCAGAGCAGGUCUGUGAACUCACCUCUGGGACCGGCUGCUGGACUUUACAAGCUGUGGUUAGAAACUCUCAUAGAAGAUUAAAAGAAUCACUGACUCGCCUCCUGAAAGAAACACUGAAGGACUACUGGAUCUUAAAGGACUACUGGAUCUUAAAGGACUACUGGAUCUUAAAGGACUACUGGAUCUUGAAGGACUACUGGAUCUUAAAGGACUACUGGAUCUUAAAGGACCUUAAAGAGACCCCCGCUGAGACUGAAACCUUUAGGUCACCUUUGAUUCGUUCGUUUCACUGUUUACAAAAACUUUGUCCCAAAAAUGUUUAGAUAGUUUACAGACGUAGAGUAAUCAGGGAGAAGCUGCAUGUUCAUCCACCAGGGACGGUUUAGAGAUCAGGUUAGAGACCCUGUGGCGUUCAGUGUUACCAUGGAGACGGAACUCCACCUUCAGCCUUUUUUUUUUCUGUUUGGUCAUUCGUCGUGAUUGGCUCUCAAAUCGUGGCUGCUGAUUGGCUCUCUGAAUGGUUUAAUGUCCUGUUUCUACUGAUGAAUGUACUUUUCUUGUAGAAUGUGUUCUGCCAUCACAAGUGCUGUCCCGCCGCUUUCACCGCCAUGCUUUCACCGCCAUGCUUUCACCGCCAUGCUUUCGCUUUUUACAACGCUCAUCUUAAAUCCACCCGACCGCCCUCGAUCAGGGACGCUGGAACUCAGGUUUAGUUUGUGGUGCUGAGAAAAGUCUUUCACUGAUCGAGAGUCGAGGUCAUCUGGUGAGAAGUGGGUACGUCUUUACGACGCUAGUUCACACAGCAGCCUUCAGAUACAAAGCAGCCAGUUAGAGAGAGAGAGAGAGAGAGGGAGAGAGUGGGCGAGCGAGAAGCAGACCGACAUCCCUGCAGAUAUUAUUCAGAACAGAUUGAGACGUAACGUUAGCCUGUGGUUAGCAUCUUUAGCGGCUGCAGGAAGUCGUCUAAGUCGAGUUCUGUCUCAGGUUUUAUAAAUCAAUAAAUCCAUCUGACACCAAAAACUCAUCUACAACCAGCUGUCGAUGAGUUUUAAUACUCCUGAGUUUAGGGACUCCUGCAGCACCCUCAGCUCACCUCCUUCCAGCGUCCCCCCCCCACACACACACACACACACAAGCAUUUAGUGUUGAACAGUGAGCAUUUUUUUUCCUGCAGACGAGGAUGCAGAAUGUAAGAAACACACUGAUCCAUAGAAGCAGCUUUCACUUUGUCCCGUCUGAUAGUUUGUGAUCUCUUCAGCUAACUGUGAAACAUGAGGAUUCAACUCCUCUUUGAAUCUUCCUCACAGGGACUUUGGAUGUUUAAGGUUUGAAAUGUCUGCUUUCUGUAACCUGCAACGACGUGAGGAAACAAAACAGGAACAGAAAUCUCAUCAUCAUCAUGCUGUAAACAUUAUAUCAACACGUUUAAAUCCUCCAACAGGAGAACGACUUUCUCUCUUUGAUUCUGAAUGUGUCGUCGACAUUUGCAAACUAUCUGUGUGAACUAACAAGCUGAUGUUGCUGAAUGCUGUAGAUGAAUGAAAUGCUGCACGAAUCAGAAAAAUAUCUUCACAGGAAAUGAAGAACGCAGAGCAGCAGCUUCGUCUUCAAGUCCAACAUUUAGAUCUGAACCGUGAAGCUAUGAACCGCCUACACCCUGUGAAGUCUUUAACAUACCUGCUUGUUUUAUGUGGUUUAAAAAUGUUAAACUGAAACUGUCAUUUUGGGGGGGAGGGGGGGUACAU
Labrus bergylta (ballan wrasse) is the source of this 6168-nucleotide messenger RNA. NCBI's taxonomy places the organism in Eukaryota, Metazoa, Chordata, Actinopteri, Labriformes, Labridae. The record is from RefSeq and is a predicted model, not a curated record.